GAAGAAAUUUGGGGGUUGAAAUUCGUCGCUGAAAAAGGGAAAGUAUGCAUAAUUCAUUCUAAAAAGAAAAAAUGGGAGGCCGUUAUUCCAAUUUUCAUCCCCCAAGUUCGGUUGAAAUAAAUUACUGUUUCCUUCCAGUUGUAGAAUAAAGGGAUAGUAAACUGUAGAAUUGGAGUCAUUUGAUUUUGAAAAGCAAAUGAAAAUGAUGACAGAAGCUGUAGUAAGUCGCGGCAAAGAAGAAAGAAAGCCACUCUGAAUUUGGGAAAUUUUGGUAUCUACAAAACGUAAAGAGAGAAAUUUAUGCGAAAGAGGAAAGAGGAACCCUUUAUUGUUUUUCCUUCUCUUCCCUCAUCAUUUCGACUUAUUUGAUUGGAAAAGAGACUAUUCUUUUCUUGGAAGAGGAAAAUAUGUUAUGUCCCCAGCAACCUUCCACCUCACCUCCCACCUUCGAUCCCAAAUAUGUCCCCUCUUGUUGAUCAUGCAGAAGGAGGAGAUGAAAACCAACCACACAACUCAGCUUCUACUGCCAACCAAGACAUAGUUGCAGCUCAGCUUGCUGCCAUGCAACAACAAUUUGGUGUCUUUCAGCUAGUAUUGGCUCAACUAUUAGCUCGGAAUAACCCUGGUGAUCCCCUCAUCAAUUUACUUAACCCUGCUCCACAACCCCCAACUCCACAGCAAAACCCUGAACCAGUUCAGCAUGCUCCUACUCUUAACAGCUUAGAAAAGCUAGUAGCUGAACAGCGAGGUGCCCCACCUCCACACCAUGUUGCUGACUCCAUACCCCACCCUCUGAACACCAAUAUCACUCUACCUCCGAGGUCGAUAAACUCUUAUACAGAAAUGGCAUCUGCUUUUGCCAUAAAGUUUUCCAGUAGAAGGUUGAUCAGGAAAACUACUUUUGAGUUGAUACGAGUUAAACAGAGGGACAGAGAGUCUUUGAAGAAUUACAUGAGCAGAUUCAAUGAUGCAGUACUGGAGAGGCCAACUCCCUCUAAGAACCAAAACCCAGACUGGAGAGAUGAGAAUCGGAGCAGGAAAUGGAUGAGGACAGCACAGAAUCGAGGUCCGAUGUCGACCUCCACACCGAGAUUCGGAAGGCCGAACUCAGCACCUCCACAACAGUCUGCAGGUAAACCUUCAGUUACUUGGAUUCCUUUUAACUUGCCGAGGUCACAGAUUUUCAUGCAGAUUAAGAACAAGAUGAAUUUAAGGCGUCCGGGUCCAAUGAGAACUGUUGCUGCUAGCCGAGAUCAUACUAAAUAUUGUGAUUUUCAUCAAGAUCACGAUCAUACAACAGAGCAAUGCAACAAUCUGAGGUCCGAGCUGGAAAGUCUAGCUCAAAAAGGAAUGUUGAAUGAGUACAUCCAAAGAGCUGAACAGCUAAGAUUUGUUAGAGAACAGGGACCACAGCCUCAAGGAACCCGGGUGGUAACACCUCACAACAACGCUUUGGUCAUCUCUGUAAUGAUCAACAAUUGUCAAGUCCAACGUGUACUUGUCGAUACUGGUAGUGCACCUGAUAUCAUGUACUACCACUGUUUUGAAAGCCUAGGGCUCAACCCAGCCCUGCUACAACGUUAUGAUGGUCCCAUAUAUGGCUUCAACAACCAACCAGUUCCAGUUGAAGGGAUCCUAACUAUGAAUAUUGCGUUUGGAAGUGGCCGAACCUAUGUAACUCCUUCAGUUCGGUUUUUGGUGGUCAAGAUGCCUUCUUCUUUCAAUGUUGUCAUUGGCUGGUCUACAUUAACAAAGAUUCGAGUUGUGGUCUCUCAAUCUCAUCUCUGCAUGAAAUUUUCAACCUUCAUGGGAAUUGCAACACUCAGAGGUAACCAAGAAGUGGCCAGACACUGCUAUCUCACUUCGGUUACAAGACCUCAAAAAAACAAAGAUCAACCAGCAAAGAACCCUCCACCGGAAAUCCACAACAAUCGACAAGUGAUGGGGACACAGAUAGGAACUCGGUUGAAGCCUGAGGAGAGAGCAGAGUUGAUAGCCUUUUUCCGAGCUAACAAAGAUGUUUUCGCAUGGACCUCAGCAGACAUGCCGGGAAUUCCCACCUCGGCAUGUCCAAAAGACUGUUACCCAAUGCCAAACACUGACAAGCUGGUUGAGGUAGCUUCUGGAAACGAGAGAUUAAGUCUCUUGGAUGCAUACUCUGGCUAUCACCAAGUCCCCAUGGCUCUUGGGGAUGAAGAGAAAACCUCGUUCUAUGUCGGAGAUGAAAUCUAUUGCUACGUGAUGAUGCCCUUCGGCCUAAAGAACGCAGGUGCCACUUACCAGAAGAUGGUUACCAUCGUAUUCCGAGCUCAAAUAGGCCGGAAUCUGGAAGUUUAUGUUGAUGAUAUUGUGGUGAAAAGUUUGAAAAUUGAAGAUCAUUUAACUGACCUCGAGGAGACAUUCAACAAUCUCAGAAAGAACAGAAUGAGGUUGAAUUCAGCAAAAUACAUCUUCGGUGUGGAGUUAGGAAAAUUUCUAGGCUUCAUGGUGUCCAGAAGGGGAAUUGAGGUUAACCUCGAGAAGAUCAAAGCAGUAGCUGAGAUGAAGCCACCGAAGUUAAUAAAAGAUAUCAUGAGAUUGGCAGCCCAGAAGGAUGAAUCUGGUAAACAAAAGAAAUUCGAAUGGAAUUCAGAAUGCCAAGCUGCAUUUGACGAGUUGAAGUCUUAUCUUAGCUCACCUCCUUUGCUGACAAAGGCUAAUGAUGGAGAAAUCCUUUACUUUUACCUCAGCAUAUCAGAUGAAACUAUCAGUUUUGUGCUAGUGAGAGAAGAGGGGAAGCAACAGAAGCCAGUUUACUACACCAGUAGCGUGUUACAUGGAGCUGAAAUCAGAUAUUCUAUCACUGAGAAAGCAGCCUUAGCAGUUGUCACUUCGGCUAGGAAGCUGAGACCAUAUUUCCAAUCACACCCGAUCAUAGUCCUCAUGAAUCAGCCCCUCAGACAAAUCUUACAGAAGCCAGAAUGCUCAGGAAGAUUGAUCAAAUGGGCAGUUGAACUGGGAGAAUUUGAGAUAACAUUUCAGCAGAGGUCAGCAAUCCGAGCUCAGGCUCUAGUAGAUUUUAUAGUAGAAUGCACCUCGGCUCACUCUGAUUCCCAGCCUGGGCUGGACAACUGGAUUUUGUAUGUUGAUGAAGCAUCAAGUAACAAAGGUUCUAGUGUUGGUGCAAUCCUACUUGGCCUAGAUGGGUACAGAAGUGAACAUGCUCUGAAAUUUAACUUCGAUGCGACAAACAAUAUGGCUGAGUAUGAGGCUCUGUUACUUGGCUUACAGUUGGCAAUAGAACUGAAGGUUGUGGCAAUACAAAUAUACAGUGAUUCACAACUAGUAGUCAAUCAGGUCAACUCAGUUUAUGAAGUGGUCGAUCCUGUCAUGAUGAAGUAUGCAACUCUGGUCGCCGAGCUGAAGUCCAAAUUCCAGAAAUUUCAGUUGAGAAAAAUACCCCGAGCUGAAAAGGAGCAAGCAGAUUCCCUCUCCAAAUUUGCUUCUGAUGGCAACCGAAUGCCUGCAGAUAAACAGGAAGAAAUGAGGUUGAGGAAGAAAGCAUCUUGGUACACCCUUGUUAAUGAUGUCCUCUACAAGAGAUCUUUCUCACUCCCUCUACUCCGCUGUUUGAACCCUUAUGAGGCUGAAUACGCACUUUGGGAGGUGCAUGAAAGUGUCUGCGGAAGUCACAUAGGUCCAUUCAUGAAGGGGGUCGGAAGUGUAACCCAUUUGAUUGUUGGUGUGAAUUAUUUUACGAAAUGGGUUGAAAUUCGGCCAUUAUCCAGUCUUACCUCCAAGAAGGUCGAAGACUUUGUUUUCAGCUCAAUCAUCUGCAGAUAUGGGAUCCCGAAUCAGAUUGUGGCUGAUAAUGGAACUCAGUUCAACUGUUCCUCAUUUAGAGAUUUCUGCUCUAGUUAUGGGAUCAAAUUGCAGUUUAUCUUGGUGUACCACCCAGAAUCUAAUUGGAUGGUAGAAUCUGUCAACAAGGUUAUACUCGAGGGAAUAAAACCAAGGUUAGAGCUACAUAAGGCCAGGUGGGCAGACGAGCUCAACAAUGUCCUCUGGGCAUACAGAACCACGAGUGAAACACCCUAUCACCUGGCCUUUGGUACCGAAGCAGUCAUUUCUAUUGAGAUAGGAGUCCCAAGCUUCAGGGUCACCCAUUUCGAUGAAGGACGAAAUGAACAACUGCUUCGAGAGAAUCUUGAUCUGCUUGAUGAAGUCCGAGAAGAAGCACGACUUCGAACUUUAGUUUACAAGCAAAAAAUAGACAACUUCUACAACAAACGAGCUCGACCCCGAACAUUCAAAGUAGAAGACCUUGUUCUCAAGAAAGCUGGUCUAACGGGGUUCGAAACUCGAUUUGAAAAAUUAGCACCAAACUGGGAAGGCCCCUACACUGUAGCCGAAGUGCCGUAACCAGGUGCUUAUAUCCUACGGGACACUGAAGGAAAAAGGGUUCCUAGAGUCUGGAAUGUCAAUAACUUGAAGAAAUUUUACCCUUAAAU
Molecule: messenger RNA, 4490 nt
Organism: Rubroshorea leprosula
Lineage: Eukaryota; Viridiplantae; Streptophyta; Magnoliopsida; Malvales; Dipterocarpaceae
Source: the annotation of a GenBank genome assembly